GGGGAGGAGGGGGGAGGAAGGGGGAGAGCCUAGCACGCAGGCGCUCCUGGGCACUGUCGAAGAAUCGAGUCAGUGGAGCAGAGCGCAACAGCGGCGGCGACGGCUUCUGGAGUCCCCGCCCCAGUGCGAGUGUCUGGGCGGCUGGCAGCCGGCGGGCAGCGCUGUAGUAGCGAGCAGCGAGGUGCGGGCAGCAGGAACGGCGCACUGUAGUGGGGGUCGGAGGCUGCGGUGCUUGGGCGAUGCGUCUCGCCACGUCCCUGUGAGUGCCUGCAGCUAGGGGAAUUAGGAGAGACUGGCCGAAGGCGAAGCUGCUCUCCCCCCCCCCCCCUUCGCCUCGAUUGUUUGGGAAAGGAGGUGGCAAACAGUGCCAAAGCCUGCGGGCAGCUGCAGAACACACAGCCUCUCCGGUGGCGAGAAGAGCAGCAGUGGGAAGAGGAGGCGGAGGCAGAGGACGAGGCGCGGGGCGCUCACUGCCCCUGGACUGGGCCAUGUCAUCUGCCGCGGUGGCCGUGGCUGCUGCCUCCCGCAGGCAAUCGUGCUACUUGUGCGACUUGCCCCGCAUGCCAUGGGCCAUGAUCUGGGAUUUCACGGAGCCUGUCUGCAGGGGCUGCGUCAACUACGAAGGGGCCGACCGGGUGGAGUUCGUCAUCGACACGGCUCGACAGCUCAAGAGAGCGCACAGCUUCCAGGAGGGCCGGGCCCCGCCACCUCCGCCGCCCCAUGCCAAGCAGCAGCCCCCUCAGCUCAGCGCCAAGGAGAUGCACUCGGCUGCGGCAGCUGCAGCCGAGGUGGCGUCCCGCGCCCCCCAGCAGCCUCACGAGCGCUAUUCGCUGGCUGCUGCAGCCCCCUCUGAGCGGCCGCCGCCGCGCCUGGGAGCCGAGUACGGAGGAGGCAGCAGGCAGGUCAAUGGCAUCCUGGUUCCCAACGGCUUUUCCAAGCCCGAGGAGCCACCUGAGCUCAACCGGCAGAGCCCUAACCCGCGGCGGACUCACACCGUGCCCCCCACCCUAGUGCCUCUCAUGAAUGGAGCUUCUUUGCCCGCCGCCAUCAGCAUCAACAGCCGGGCGGCAGCGGCUGCAGCAGCCUCCUUGGCAGCCAUCUCCGGAGCUCCGACCCCGCUGCAGGUGUCAGUCUCACAGGCGCAGCAGAGCCAGCAGCAGCCUGGGGAAGUUGGAGGACACAAGCGGCCCGGCUCGGUCUCUUCCUCGUCCUCUAGCGGCGGGGGCAGCGGCGGCGGAACAAGCGACCUAGAGGGCAAAGACAAGGGACAACAGCAGGCACGGGGCUCGUCCGACAACCUGGACCAGCUGGGCGUGGAGAGCAAGAGCCGUGGUGGAGCAGUGGCGGCUGGCUUGGACCAGGACUGGGUGAGCAAGCCCAAGACGGUGCGCGACACUCUGCUGGCCAUGCAGCACGGUAGCCACGCUGUGCCCUACGAGAACAAGUUCAAGAAGGAGCCCGGCAUGGCGGGCGGGAGACUGCUGGGCUAUGAAAGCAACGGAGCCAUGGCUAAAUCAGGGGCACGGGCAGCAAGGAAGAGAAAGCCUUCUCCAGAGCCAGAAGGGGAAGUUGGACCUCCUAAAAUCAAUGGAGAGGCACAACCCUGGUUACCAACCUCAUCAGAAGGAAUGAAAAUAACAAUGGCAGCUGCAUCUUUCAUGAAUCCACCACCGCCAACUGCUUCACCUCAUUCUAACCGGACCACACCACCUGAGGCAGUCCAGAAUGGCCAGUCCCCUAUGGCUGCACUCAUUUUAGUUGCAGACAAUGCUGGGGGCAACCAUGCCUCCAAAGAUGCCAACCAGGUUCACUCUACCACGAGGAGGAAUAGCAGUAGCCCACCCUCUCCAUCAGUGAACCAAAGAAGGCUGGGCCCUAGCAGGGAGGUGUCAAGUCAAGGAGCAAACACUGGAGGGAUGGAGCCAGCGCACCCUGCCAGCCUCCCAGACUCUUCUCUGGCAGCCAGCGUCCCUCUGUGCUGCACUCUGUGUCAUGAGCGCUUGGAAGACACCCACUUUGUGCAGUGCCCUUCCGUCCCAUCCCACAAGUUUUGCUUCCCUUGUUCCAGACAAAGCAUCAAACAGCAAGGCGCUAGUGGGGAGGUGUAUUGUCCCAGUGGUGAGAAGUGCCCUCUGGUGGGUUCCAAUGUCCCUUGGGCCUUCAUGCAGGGUGAGAUUGCAACCAUUCUUGCAGGUGAUGUGAAAGUGAAAAAAGAGAGAGACUCGUGACUUUCCCAGUUUUUCAGAGCAACAUCCCUCCUUAACUAAAACUGCUUGAAUUGUAUAUAUCUAUAAAUAUCUAUAAAUAUCUAUAUAUAUAAAUAUAUAUAUAUAUCUCCAAGACAAGGGAAAUGUAGACUUCAUAAAACAUGGCUGUAUAAUUUUGAUUUCUUUUUUUGAAUACAUUGUGUUUCUAUUUUUGAAGACAAAAGGUAUGUACUUAUGAAAGCAUUUCCUUUUUUUGUUAUAGCAACUCUUUGUUGUGCUUCCUUGGUGACAGUUACUGUUCAGUGUAGGCUGUGACUUGGGCUGCUUUUUCUACAGAGCACUUAGGAAACAAGAAAUGCUUCUAGCUGUAUUUGUAUGCACUUGUUCCCCUCCUUUUUUAAAAAAAAAUGCCAAAUACAUCUUCUGACAUUGUAAUGAUUGCCUUACUGUCUGUGAUUUCCUUAUUUUUUGUCUUUAACUCCCACCAAGCUGGAGGCAUGCAGGUUUUAGAUAUAAACAUGGGGUUAAAGUUGUUGGUAGAAUUAACUCCAGAAUGCCACUUAGCUCUUGUGGAAGCAGUGUUCCCUUGUUGCAGCUGUAAAAAUGGUCAGAUUCUUAGAGUGGCUUGUUGCUAGAAGGAAGUUUCCUUCAGAGCUGUAUGGGAAGUGAGGAGCUGUUGCAUUAGGGAUUUUGAGAGAGUUUGGGGUUUUUUUUCUCUUAAAAGGCAGAGUUGACCACUGUUCAAGUGGUUGAUUGUAAGAUGCAAAACAGCAUUUAUUCACGGAUGACAUAAUGUUCGUGUAGGAUUUUUGAGAUAAAUUUAAUUAUUGAUUUAACCAUAGAUCGAUGCAGGCAGAAUAGCACUGCCAUCUUUUAAAUAAAUCUGUACCUUUUCAGCAGCAUUCGAUAUUGCCAUUUUCUUCCUGUUUGUGUGGAAAACGCUGAGGUAGUGUUUUUAAUAUGGUGCAGGUGGACUUUGAACUUACUUACUAGGGACUAUUGUUUUUAUGGCUGACAUCAUAUUGCCAGGUAGCGGCAGAUCCCAGCGUCUUGAGGUUUUUGUCUGGCUUCCUUAUGUUGACAGCAUAAAGAAGAAUGGGAAAUUUUUACCUGAAGUUUCUUAACUUGAUUGUUGGGGAAACAUUUAAUUCUCAUUUAAAUAAAAUGACUUGGAACUUACGUCAACUGCAGUUUCACAUGGGCAUGCCUUGCCUUUUUAGACUAUUUUCAAGAAUUCUUUUGUAAAAUUACUAUUUUGAUCACACUUUUUUUUGCAUCAGGCAGCAGACUUUUUAAACCAAUAAAUCAUCAGUUACUAGAAAUAGUUAAGCCUUCCUGUAGUGUUUUUGUGCUGUUUGCAGUUGUGUUAGCAACACUGCUGUGCAAUCCCUUGUAGCUGAGUGUUUAUAAUAUGGUCGCAAGCAACUGUUUGAAGCAGAAAGAUGGUUAUAAGGUCCCCCCCAUCUCUGUGGCAAAUAACACUAUACGUAUUGAUGUUGAAAGAAUCUGUACGACUAAGUUUAACAGUUUUGGAUGCUGUUUGGUCAGACUGUUCUUAUGUAAUAAUGUUCAGGCUGCUUUUUAAUGCAGAAUAGAUUUUGGUAGAUUUUUUUUAAUGGUCAUGACAUUUGAAAAUCCAAACUGCACAUGCACAGUAACUUUUCUUUAUGAAGUGUUUUAAUAAGCACACCCACUAGCAUUGUGUUUCAUAUUACAAGUCAGUGUAAUAUUAAAUAACAAGAUUUGCAUGAUAAAUCCAUUACUCUUUAAAAUGAUAGAAAUACAUAUAGUCCAGACUGGUGUCUUAUGUAAACACAUUUAGACAGUUUGAGGGGAAAAACCGCACAUAUAUACAACUGUAAAGGAUUCUUUUGAACCACUAUAGUAUGUGGAAAUGUGUAUUUAGGCACUUUAUUAAAAUUGGAAUUUGAAUCGAUAGAUGGUAAGAAGUUCAUAAAAAUCUUUCUUGACAUGAUACCUCAUGUAUGAUACCAAUUUGUACAAUGGAGAAUUUGCGUUUUAAGUAAGAAAAUAUUCCUAGUAAAAUAUUACAGAAAGUUCAUUGUGAUGUCUUGGCACGAAGUUCAGAUUUGAGCUUCUGAGUUGAGGUGGGAGGAUAACUUUUUUUCCCUGGCUACUGUUAUUCAGGAAUGUCAAGGUAUAUUGAGAGGCAUUUAAUUUAGAUCCCCAACAGAAGCCCUUUUAUUUACACUUUUUCUUGAAUGAGGAUAUUCAUAUAUUGUAGCCCCAGCAAUAUCCCUCACUAUUUUUUAAAGUAGUUUAAACAGUGGGAAAGUUUAGGUCUUCUCAUACCACAUGGUGACAGCUGAAACAAACUGUAAUGUUUUCCACUAGAUUAGACAACUCCUUUCAAAUGUGUUAAAGUAAUUGGCUCAAACAUAUAACUUCAUAUUUCACAAUUGUCACAAACUCAUUUUUUCAUUUCUCCAAACUUGGACCUAAUGUCAUUUGUUCCUUAAUGAGUUUAUGACAUCAUCUCAGUGGAUCAUUAUAUAUUUACUAAACAUUUCCUUGGCUACAAAGUUUUUUUUUAAAGUGCUUUAGCUGCAACAGUACUACCAUUAAUCUCUGAUAACAGUGGAAACUCCGAUUCCAUUGCAACCAGUGAGAACCAUUUAUUUCAAUGGAGUCAGACUUGCACCCUUAUCUUUUUGGAAGUUUUUAAUGGUGAUAAUUUGUAUAGCAAUAAAGCAAAAUGUUUUAAUGAGGUGAGAGAUUCUCAAUCUCACUUUCAUUACACUUUUAAGUUACCUUUAUUGAAAUAUCACCUGCACUAUGCUUUUGUUGUUUAUAGUUGCUAAACUAACACAUUACUAUUUUUACCAAUUAUUUUUUAUCUUUUGCAUUAAAUAAAGUGAACGUAGGAGCUUUAAA
Molecule: messenger RNA, 5102 nt
Organism: Heteronotia binoei (common prickly gecko)
Lineage: Eukaryota; Metazoa; Chordata; Lepidosauria; Squamata; Gekkonidae
Gene: IRF2BP2
Product: interferon regulatory factor 2 binding protein 2
Exons: 2
Coding region: 489-2228 (579 amino acids)
Biological process (GO): regulation of transcription by RNA polymerase II
Cellular component (GO): nucleus
Molecular function (GO): transcription corepressor activity
Source: RefSeq, a predicted model, not a curated record